CCUUGUAGCGGAGCAGUGCGCCGGAAGCUAUUGCUUGCACAGUAGCUGGAAGGGCUCCAUGCAGCUAGAGGCCUUUUAGCGAGUUGGGAAGGUCGCUCUAGUCUCCGUCGCCAUGCUCCUCUCCGCUGUUUGCCUUGCCAAGAGCAAGUCAAAGACCCUCCUUGUGAAAAUGGUGAGUCAAGCAGGGACAGGUUACACCUUCAACACCAAGAGAAGCCGCUUACGAGAGAAAUUGGUCCUUCUGCACUACGACCCAGUUGGUAAAAAUGAGAGAAGUUGCUUCAUGGAAGUGAACAAACGAGUCCUAUUUGUGGAAAAGAAAAAAGUGCGCUCUAUUUGAACAAUGGAUUGAAAAUGAAUUUGAUUUAUAAAUGAGGAAGACUCUUGGGGCGUGGGGGGGAGGGAGAAACACUGAUUCAGAAAUCCUGCAGUGUGCACCCAAAGGAAAGGAAGUGGCUUGGAAUCACCGCCUCCUGUAAUUUGAAUGCCAUUGUGAAGGAAAACAAUGCAUUGAAAGAAAAUUCUUCACUUUAGGACAUAGAUCAUUGCAUCAACAUUUAUUUAUCUUUCGGGUUAUUUUUACAGCCUUCAAUAAAAAAAUAUUAAAAUA
Antechinus flavipes (yellow-footed antechinus) is the source of this 610-nucleotide messenger RNA. It is a transcript of the gene MRPL33, whose product is annotated as mitochondrial ribosomal protein L33. Bases 113 to 340 code for a protein of 75 amino acids. Gene Ontology annotation, molecular function: structural constituent of ribosome. Lineage: Eukaryota; Metazoa; Chordata; Mammalia; Dasyuromorphia; Dasyuridae. Gene Ontology annotation, cellular component: mitochondrion; ribosome. The transcript is spliced from 4 exons. Gene Ontology annotation, biological process: translation. The record is from RefSeq and is a predicted model, not a curated record.